Messenger RNA from Aspergillus calidoustus, 486 nucleotides. Lineage: Eukaryota; Fungi; Ascomycota; Eurotiomycetes; Eurotiales; Aspergillaceae. The record is from the annotation of a GenBank genome assembly.
AUGAUCAGCGAUGGUUGCGGAACUAUCACGCUUCAAACUGGAGGGUCACCCAAUCCCUUUUCGGAAACCGUGCAGGCAACUCGAGACUUGGCGGGUCCAAAAUCGCCCGCCGCCAAUGGUGACGAUGCGCAGAGGAUGGAGAUUGCAAGUCAUGAUGUGACGCAUGGGGAAAAUCUAGGUGAUUUAGGAGUGCCGCUUUCGGAGCCAGUACGUCGGAAAGUACUCCUCGAUGUUUACCUUGUUCAUGUCGACCCAAUAUUGAAAAUCCUGCACCGCCCAUCUCUCUGCGCCUAUCUCAAUGACAGAAAAAACUAUUUGGGAUACCCACGAGAGCAUCCUGUGCCUGCGGCACUGGCCGCUGCCGUGUUCUAUAUGGCAACCUCGGUCCUCUCUGAAACCCAGUGUCUGACUUUUCUCGCUGAAGGAAAACAGACAGUUCUGACCAGCAUUCGUGCUUUCUUUGGUCAGUUCAUUAUAAAUGUUUGA